AUGGCAGGUCCCUCAGCUUCAAGCAGCGCAGCUUUGCGCCUCAUCAGCCGCCGUGCUCGCACACCAAGGCGCAGCGCGACUGCUUCUGCCUCCCUCUUGCCGCCACGCCGGCACGCCACGUCCUCCUCGUCGUCGUCCCCGCUCGCCGACGACGAUGCCACCACGUCGAAGCGCACAAACCCUGCGCCAGGCGCCCCCAAGCCAGGGUCUCCCUUCACCAUCUUUGACCGCAAUGCCAAGCUGCUGCAAAAGUCGCGUGCAGCGCUGCGGGAGAGCUUUGAGGUCGGCGGCGGGCAAGCAAGCGCGAGCGCAGAGGACCGUGGACAACGAGGCUCAGCAAGCCGUACAGUGGACUACGUGAGAAUGGCUGCGGCCGAGAGUCUCGCGGAGCGCAUUCUGGAUAUCAGACGGCAGUUUGAUACUAUAGUGGAGCUCGGAAGUGGGCCCGGGUAUUUGCGCCACUUCUUGGACAAGGAAGGGACCGGCUGCAAGAAGAUUGUUAUGUGCGAUACGAGCCGAGAGCUUCUCUAUCGCGAUGAGCAUUUAGAUGGCCACUUUCCUUUCGAGAUUGAGCGCCACGUAAUCGACGAGGAAGAGCUGCCCUUCGAGCCCGACUCCGUCGACUGCCUCGUAGGCAACACGACUCUGCACUGGACUAAUGAUCUACCGGGCUCUCUCAUUCAGAUUCAACGCUCCCUCCGCCCAGACGGCGUUUUCGUCGGCUCUCUCCUCGGAGGCGAUACCCUCUUCGAACUGCGCACCAGCCUCCAGCUCGCCGAGCAAGAACGCGAGGGCGGCAUCUCUCCUCGAGUGAGCCCCAUGACCGAUAGCAGGGACUGUGCGUCAUUACUGUCACGCGCAGGUUUCUCCAUCCCUACAGUCGACGUGGACGAGGUAGCUGUCUCGUACCCGAGCAUCUUCGAGCUCAUCCACGACCUCCGCGACAUGGGCGAAAGCAAUGCAGUCAUCAAUCGCCGGCCCAUCCUCAGCCGUGAUACCCUCCUCGCUGCAGACGCAAUCUACCGGGCGCUGCACGGCAACGUCGACGGAGACGGGACUGUCCCGGCUACCUUUGGCAUCAUUUACCUGAUUGGAUGGAAGCCUGACCCGUCGCAGCCCAAGCCGCUCAAGAGGGGAAGCGCUGAGCAGAAUUUGAAGGACGUGCUAGGCGGGGACGCAGAUAACCCUGCACCCCCGAUGGGCGGUUCUGGGGCUCCGCCGCUGCCUCCUGGUGGUGGAAAGACAAGAUCAUUCUCGACCUCUGCAAGGCAAGCGAGUGACAAGAAGACGAUACCUCGCGGCCCGACUGGGGAGCCCGACUACUUUGCCCUACUUGACAUUGGAGACGUGGCCUCCACGCCCGAUGGAGGGUGGAGCGUUGACCUUGCAGCGCUCAAAGCCUCCUGGCGCAAGCAGCAAGCUCUCUUCCACCCAGAUCGCCUUCACUCCCGGCCCGAGUCCGAGCAAGCCGCCGCCGCAGCGCAGAGCAGCCUGAUCAACAAGGCCUACGAGACUCUUCGUGACCCCCUUCUGCGCGCCCACUAUCUCCUCGAACACGCAGGCGAGGCGGUCCCGGAUGAAGCAGAGUCUCUAGAGGACCCUUCGCUGCUCAUGCAAGUGAUGGAGAUGCGCGAGCAAUUGGAGGAGGCCGAGGCUGAAGACGAGGUAGAACCUGUGCGCGUGGCCAAUCAGGAGCUGUACGAUGAGGCUUGUGAGGGCUUAAAGAGCGCUUUUGCUCAGGGGGACACGAAGGGCGCAAGGGUGCUUGCGACGCAGCUGAGGUAUUGGGCGAACAUCGCCAAGGUGUGCAGGGAGUGGGCGCCCGGGAAGAGGGUAGAGCUGGAGCACUGA
Molecule: messenger RNA, 1851 nt
Organism: Jaminaea rosea
Lineage: Eukaryota; Fungi; Basidiomycota; Exobasidiomycetes; Microstromatales
Product: S-adenosyl-L-methionine-dependent methyltransferase
Exons: 2
Coding region: 1-1851 (616 amino acids)
Biological process (GO): protein complex oligomerization; [2Fe-2S] cluster assembly; mitochondrial respiratory chain complex I assembly
Cellular component (GO): mitochondrion
Molecular function (GO): ATPase activator activity; protein-folding chaperone binding; S-adenosylmethionine-dependent methyltransferase activity
Source: RefSeq, a predicted model, not a curated record